AUGUGGCGCCGAGCAGUGCUUCUCUUCUACCCCAACAAGAUCGGGCUCAGCAGCUUCUCAGCGGCGCUUCUGAAGUUUGUCAUGGAGGUCGGGCUUGCAGUGGGGCUGAGUCUCAACAGCAUGGAAGAGGUCUUUGGGAUCCUCAUGGAGAAAGGCAAGGUCAAGGGAGAUCUACGUAUGGGCCAAUGCAUGGAGCUUGGAAUGAUGUCGGAGGAGGCGGUUACCCCAAAGAUCAAUGAGAUGUCAGGUGCCGUCAAAGCAGAAGAAGUUGGAAGUGGGGGGAGGCAGGAAAAUGGCGAGGCUGAAAACAACAAGUGUGAUGGAGGUGGAUCUACAGGGGGAAGUGCAGGUGAUGUUCUUCUUCAAGAAGCCACAAAGUUGCUGAAGUCGCUCCGUAUACCACAGGUGAGGGUUGUGAGGGUCUCUCAAAUGAAUGUGGAAGAUGGCAAGGAUUGGGUCCUGCUUGACUCUGGGGCAACACACAGUUUGAGGCCGGCAACAAGUGAUAUCGAGUGGCAAUCAGCUGAAGUCACCGAGGUGCAUCUUGCGGAUGGUGUCACUCAGAGCUUGCGGUUGAAACCUGGGACACGGUGUUUGCUUUCAAGCCCCCAGGAUGAGAACUUCAAAUCAUGGAUUUUGCCGUUGGGUGGCCUCGCUGACAUGGGAUACAGGUUUGAAUGGUCGGGUCAAUCGUCAUGCACACUUCAUGAUCCAGCUGGAGACGGUGUUGAAGUUCGAGUUCAUCAAGGUUGUCCAAUGGUCAGCAAAGACGAUGGAGCAGCACUGAUGAUGAGAUUGGAAAGCUUCUACAUGCGAAUGGUGCAGCGGUGGACGGUCUUGAACAUGAUAAAGCAAGAUCCCAAGAUGCUGACCAACAAGUUGGACCUGGAGAUGGCUCGGAAUGUCAAGAUGAUGGAACUCUGGCCUUCACUACCUCAGGAGAUUGCAAUGAGGCUGGUGCCCAACAUGGGAUGUGACGUGUGA
Molecule: messenger RNA, 984 nt
Organism: Cladocopium goreaui
Lineage: Eukaryota; Dinophyceae; Suessiales; Symbiodiniaceae
Source: the annotation of a GenBank genome assembly